Molecule: messenger RNA, 2277 nt
Organism: Didymodactylos carnosus
Lineage: Eukaryota; Metazoa; Rotifera; Eurotatoria; Philodinida; Philodinidae
Source: the annotation of a GenBank genome assembly
AUGUCUGGAGACUAUGCCUUAUUUAUUAUCCUAGUUCCAAAUGAUCUUAUAGAAGAAACGGCAGUAGCACUUGUUAAUGCUGUCGAAGAUUUGAAAAAUGAUUUUGUUGAAAAAGAACAAUCUACUCCAAAACCUGGAGUUCUUCAAGUGUUACCCGCUCUACUCGGACCUGGCACUUUAACAUCUUCAACUUCACCCGAUUUACCGACAAUAACCAAUGCCACAUUUGACGAAACAAAUGACAGUGCUAAUGAGAGCUCCCAGAUGCCUCGUGAACGUUCCAUAUGUUGUAGUUUAAAGUCGUAUUUGGAAAGUGUAUUGGGUACCGAUGCGGUAUGGAUGAUUUCUGAUGAUAAGAAAACGUAUCAAAUAACAUUUUUUGCUGAAUUUGGUAUUGUUAGUGAUCGAAUGCUACAAGAAUUACGACGUAUUGAGAUUGGAGUACGAAGCGGUACAAAAAUAUUUAUUUUACCUACAAGUUGUGUGGUAGGUGCAGAAUCACCGAUGACAAUGAGUAAUCAGGAUGAACAACUUGAUGAUAGAUCAGCAUCGAAUGGUUUAAAAGGAGCGUUAAACGAAAACUUAACGUUAACAAGAAAAAUAAAACAUAAAAAAAAUGAAUCAGAUUUUAGAAAGAGUGUUCGGGCACGUCUAAUGGUACAUCAGGUUGUCGCAGCUAUACGGUUAUCAACCGCUCUUACAUUUGAUUUUGUUAUUCUUCUUAUAUUAGCCAGUAUGUUAGCCGCUUUAGGACUUUUAGAAAAUAGUACAGUAACUAUCGUUGCAAGUAUGCUUAUUUCGCCGUUAAUGAAUCCAAUUCUUGGUAUUGUAUUUGGUUUAUCCGUACGAGAACAUAGUCUAUGGAAAUGUGGAUUAAGAAAUGAAAUUAUUGGACUUCUAAUUUGUCUUUCAUGCGGAUUUUUAUUAGGAUUAUUUACAACAUUUUCCGAAACUAAUUGGGGUAGCUCAACAUCUUUUCCUACAUCAGAGAUGAGAUCAAGAGGUAAUAUUAGACGGUUAUGGAUUGGAGUUUUAAUAGCUCUUCCGUCAGGUGCAGGUGUAGCAUUAUCUGUUCUGGGAGGCAAUACUGGUUCUCUGGUGGGUGUUGCAAUCUCAGCAUCAUUACUUCCACCAGCUGUCAACUGUGGUCUACUAUUCGCCUAUGCUCUAUUAGGUAAAACAUUUUCAACUAUUGCAGCUUACUCAAAAGAUAUUGAUGAUAAUCAAUUUCAAUUAAACGGUGUUUUAAAUGCGCAGAGUUUCGUAAAAAACUGUACAAAAUAUGUAAACAAUGAUUAUCAUCCGUUAUACAGUUGUAACCUUGCUACAGAAGCGGCCAUCCUCGGUGUUAGUAGUUUUCUAUUGACAAUAGUCAAUAUUUUAUGUAUCAUCAUCAUGGCGUUGAUCAUAUUGCGAAUAAAGGAAGUUGCACCUUUGAAUCAAACAAAUGAUGAUAUUACUCAAUUUUUUCAUCAUGAUGUUCGUGUUGCAAGAGAUUACAAUAAAACUAUUCAUCAACAAGAGGACGCCGGUGAUAAAAAUUUAGCACAAACUAUUGUUAAUAAAUGGAAAACAUUCAAAUCAUCCUCGUCAACACAACAACAAAAUAAUACGACUAAACAUCCAGAUGAUUAUUCAUCCAACAGUAAUGAUCUCGUUUCGACGAUUAGCAAAAAUACAUCCGAAAAUAAUUUUAAUUAUUUCAUUCAAUGUCAUAAUUCAAAACGUAAAUUUAAUCGUCUACAAGCAUUUGCACGAGAGUACGACUUAGAUCUAUAUAAUCGAAAUGAUUAUGAAUUGACAAGUCCAGUUAGCCGUGAAAAGGUACAAAUAAUGGCACGUGAUCUAUUACAAUUACGUAAAGAAGCAGAACGAAUGGAUUUAAGUCGACUGAUACCACACCACGGUAUCAAUAAACAACAUCAAGAAGACAUAACAGCAUCCUAUCAUGACCUGAUUGGUAUAUUACCACCAAAAUGGAAUGAAAUAUUCUUGCGUGAACAACAACUGCAAACACAAUCGACAGGAUUAUCAUCCUUUCAUCGUUCCUAUUCAUUACAUGAAAAAAUGCCAUCAUUUCAAUCAAAUCAAACAUUAAAUCAUUCGUUUAAUGACCAUCAUUAUCAUCAACCUCAAAAUUCUCAACGUCCGUCUCUGCAACGAUUAACAUCAUUACCCCGAGAACCAGUACCUCCUACCGGGCAGGCUAAGCCGAAUGAAGCACCUAAAUCGACUCGAUUUCUUAUCACAAAAGCGAACGAUAUUUCUUCUAUUUAA